AUGGCAGUCAUGAAUCCGGGCAAUGCAAGCAUUCCAAAGUUCUUCACCCUAUUGGGUUUCUCUGACCAUCCCUGGUUGGAAAAGCCACUCUUCAUAAUGGUGCUUGUGGCUUACAUCUGCACACUAGUGGGAAACAUCUCCAUUAUUGUUGUGUCCAAGGUGGAUCCUCAUCUUGACAGCCCUAUGUACUUCUUCCUUUCCAACCUCUCCUUUCUGGACCUGUGUUUUACCACAACCACCAUCCCUCAGCUGCUGGUGAACCUCUGGGGCCAAGAUAAGUCCAUCAGCUAUGGAGGCUGUGUGGCCCAGUUCUAUGUGUUUCACUUCCUGGGGGCCACGGAAUGCAUCAUCUUGGUGGUCAUGUCCUUGGAUCGGUACAUAGCCAUCUGCAAGCCCUUGAGGUACCCAGCUAUCAUGCAUCAGAGACUCUGUGUCUUCUUAGUGUCUGUGGCAUGGAUAAGUGGUUUGACUAACUCCUUGCUUCAGGCAUCUCUCACUGUCCAACUGCCACUUUGUGGUAACAACAAGGUGGAUGACUUCCUGUGUGAGAUUCCAGUGAUGAUCAAGAUGUCCUGUGUCGACACUGCUUUCAAUGUAACUAUGCUCUCUGUUGUGGGUACAUUCUUUACCCUGGUCCCCUUGUCUCUUAUCCUUGUCUCCUAUGGGUUCAUUGUAACUACAGUGCUCAGAAUUCGUUCAUCAAUGGGAAAGAAGAAGGCCUUCAACACCUGUGGCUCCCAUGUUAUUGUCGUCUCUCUCUUCUACGGGCCAGUAAUAUGCGUGUAUGUGCAACCUUCUGGUACUAACUCCCAGGACAAGAACAAACUCAUGGCCCUGUUCUACAGUCUGCUGACUCCUAUGCUUAACCCUUUUAUUUAUACUUUGAGGAACAAGGACAUGAAAGGGGCAAUAAGGAGACUUCUCCUCCCAUUGAGCUAUCAGGGAAGAGAAUAA
Messenger RNA from Puma concolor (puma), 954 nucleotides. RefSeq names its product olfactory receptor 2B11-like. The record is from RefSeq and is a predicted model, not a curated record. Gene Ontology annotation, biological process: G protein-coupled receptor signaling pathway. Gene Ontology annotation, molecular function: olfactory receptor activity; G protein-coupled receptor activity. Lineage: Eukaryota; Metazoa; Chordata; Mammalia; Carnivora; Felidae. Gene Ontology annotation, cellular component: membrane.